Colius striatus (speckled mousebird) is the source of this 744-nucleotide messenger RNA. It is a transcript of the gene BARX1, whose product is annotated as BARX homeobox 1. Lineage: Eukaryota; Metazoa; Chordata; Aves; Coliiformes; Coliidae. Gene Ontology annotation, cellular component: nucleus. The coding region runs from base 1 to 744 and encodes 247 amino acids. Gene Ontology annotation, biological process: regulation of transcription by RNA polymerase II. The record is from RefSeq and is a predicted model, not a curated record. The transcript is spliced from 4 exons. Gene Ontology annotation, molecular function: DNA-binding transcription factor activity, RNA polymerase II-specific; RNA polymerase II transcription regulatory region sequence-specific DNA binding.
AUGCAGCACCCGCUGGAGCUGGGGGCCGCGCACUACUUGCCGGCCGAAGCCUUCCCCGACCACCGCUCGCAUCGUUACCGGAGCUUCAUGAUCGAGGAGAUCCUCACUGACCCCCCGGAUGCCAAGGGGGCCGCGCCGGCCGGGGAGCUGCUCAAGUUCGGGGUGCAGGCUCUGCUCUCCGCCCGACCCUACCACAACCACCUCGCGGUGCUGAAGGCGGAGCCGGCCGCCGUGUUUAAGUUCCCGCUGGCUCCCUUGGGCUGCUCGGGGCUGGGCUCAGCGCUGCUGGCCGCCGGUUCUGGGCUGCAGGGCGGUUCUGCCUCGCCCCAUCUCCCGCUGGAGCUGCAUCUCCGCGGCAAGCUGGAGCCGGGGCCCCCGGAGUCCGGCGGCAAGGCCAAGAAGGGACGCCGGAGCCGCACCGUCUUCACCGAGCUGCAGCUCAUGGGGCUGGAGAAACGCUUCGAGAAGCAAAAGUACCUCUCCACGCCCGACAGAAUAGACCUGGCCGAAUCGCUGGGACUCAGCCAGCUCCAGGUGAAAACCUGGUACCAGAACAGGCGCAUGAAGUGGAAGAAAAUAGUGUUGCAGGGGGGCGGCCUGGAGUCCCCCACCAAGCCCAAGGGUCGGCCCAAGAAGAACUCCAUCCCUAGCAGCGAGCAGCUCUCGGAGCAGGAGCGAGCCCGGGACGCCGAGAAGCCGCCCGAGAGCCUGGGCUCGCCGUCCGAGGUCAGCCAGGAGGAGUGA